AUGGCCAAAAGGAUUUCUAAGAAGACAAAGAAGAUUAAGAAAAGACAGCUUGUUAUUCCAAUGCAAUCUUCUGAAGAAGAAGAAGUGCCUAAAACUCCUAAAGCUACUCCUAUCAUAGAACCUUCAUCUCCUGAGAAGACUACGGUCAUACCUCCCGAAGAUUCGUCUGCCAAAUCAUUUCAUGAGGAGGUACGAACUUCAUACAUCACUACACGUGUAUCUGAGACAGAUGUAAAUGUCAACAUGGGUGAAGGAGAUUUGCAUCAAGAAGAACCAAAAUCUUCCCAAGGUACUCCGGUUGUUCUUCCUAUCAAAACUGUUUCUAGUGCUUUUGUUUCUUUACCUCCAUAUAUCAUACCUACCACUUCAACCACCGAGUCACCUACUUUUGAAAACAUUAUCAAUCAACCUUUCACCUCUAUUUUGUCAUCCCAAUCAACUGAUCCACCAAGAUCAAUGGAAGAAUCUAAAAAUGAAAGAGGUUUUGGAGGAACUUUCGAAACCUUAGAAUUUGAUGACGAAGAAGAAGACUUUCCUGACCAUAUGCUCAUGUCCAUGAAGCAGUUUAAAAUUAUGAAUAAAAAGAUGAAUUCCAUUAUUCAGUCUCAAGCAGAUAUGGGGGGAAGUAGUUCAGUUUCUAGUUUUGAACUUGAUGGUCUGAUGAAAGCAUUUGAAGCCCGAAUGGUGAGUAAAGUGUCUGGCAUGCUUAAAGACACAGAGUCAAGAAUUUUAGAGAAGUUGGAUCAUACUGAUCAAAAAACUGAGUUACGAGUGAAUUCUCUUUAUUCAAAAUUUGUGGGGGCAGUAAAGGAAUUCAAAAAUGUUCAAAAAGAAAGACAUACAUUAUUUGUUCUUGAUGUGAUAAAGGUUCGAGAAGAUGUAAAUUUUAAGCUUCAAGAGCUUCGUGAUGAUAUGGUCAAAGAGGUUGAUAGUGUCAAAAAAGACUAUGCAACUCGACAAAAGAAGGUGGAUAUUAUUUGUGAUGCAGUCAUAAAGUAUGCCAAGUUGUACGAAAGUUUGAGUCCUCAAAUUAGUCAACUUUCUACAAGUGAUAGUCAACAGUUUGGGGGAGGUUCUUUCAUUAUUAAAGGAAAUAAAAGACUUGGUGCUCAAGCCUGCUUCGUAUUUGAUUAUUACCCCGAAGUUCCUAUCUUAAAAAAUUUCUCAGUUUGA
Messenger RNA from Lactuca saligna, 1173 nucleotides. NCBI's taxonomy places the organism in Eukaryota, Viridiplantae, Streptophyta, Magnoliopsida, Asterales, Asteraceae. The record is from the annotation of a GenBank genome assembly.